Epinephelus moara (kelp grouper) is the source of this 11967-nucleotide messenger RNA. Its product is annotated as polycystin-1. The coding region runs from base 229 to 11967 and encodes 3912 amino acids. The record is from RefSeq and is a predicted model, not a curated record. The transcript has 49 exons. Gene Ontology annotation, molecular function: protein binding. Gene Ontology annotation, cellular component: membrane. Lineage: Eukaryota; Metazoa; Chordata; Actinopteri; Perciformes; Serranidae. Gene Ontology annotation, biological process: kidney development.
UGGAGAGGCUCCGUUAGAUUUUACAGAAGAAGGGGAUCCGAUCAGAAGAAAAGAGGAAACGCAGGGGGGAGAUAACGGUGUCAAAAAGUUCAUCCCUUCUUCUUUAUUUGUCUCCUCACAUGAGAGCCGUGAAAAGGGACGCGUUUGUUUGCCUUUGUCCUGUGUAUUUAGUUCCUUCCCAGACUGAGAGGACUUACACCAUCAGAGGCGAUGAGAUGUGAGUGAGCUAUGCCUUGUGGAAAUGGACAGACUUUAUCCAAGCGAAAACAUGGCGUCUGCGUCCCGAGGUUUAGCUUCUUUUCCAGUCUGCUUGUGGCGCUCUGCUGCCUGGAGGCAUGGGGCUCCGGGCCGCAGGGGGACGGCGGCGGCAGGACUUGCAGCCCCUGUCCCGUUAACUGCAGCUGCGCGCCGGCGGGGCCCCAGCCGUCCUGCGUCGUCAACUGCUCCAACAUCGGGCUGGAGAGGGCCCCAGCAGCGGCGGACAUCCCGCUGGCCACCAGUGUGCUAGAUCUUUCCAAGAACCACAUCUCCUCCCUUGAUACCAGCCUGCAAGAUCGUCUCACUGGUCUCCGAGAGCUGUAUCUUCAAGGGAACAGGAUCAAUAUUCUCCCCAGAGGAUUGUUCUGCUCUGGGCCGCUGUCAAUCCUCGACUUGAGUAACAACAAAAUCACCACCAUAGAAGACAGAUGUGACAACCUGCGCAACUUAACUCAAAUUGACCUGAGCAGUAACCCCUUUGAGUGUGACUGUAAGCUGUUCCGGCUGGUCCGCUGGCUUAAGGGAAAUGGGGUGAGAGUUCGACGCCCAGACGCCAUGCUCUGCAACCACCCUCCUGAGCUGCGCAACCAACCUCUGCUCAACAUCAGCCAGCUCACCUGUGGUCGCACCUAUGCAGCUUGUCUGGAGGACAGCAGCAGUGGAGGAGGAGGACCGAGCGAGCUUGUUAUCUUCUCUUCCUCCACACCUGGAAACUUCACACGUGAGCAGUGUAACAGCGUGUGUUUUGCUGCGUCACACCGCUAUGGGGGCUUGGGAACUAGCCACGAGUGCCUCUGCAGCACAAACUCAGAGCCGAACCUCAUCAGCGAAUCUCAGUGUUCUGCUGCCUGUACAAACCCCGAUGUUAUGAAGGAGUGUGAUUGGACUCUGGCUGAUGACGUGUUUGUGGUGGACUUCACGGUCUCACUGAAGCCUCUCCCACUGCAAAGUGUCCACGAUCGCAUCAGUUUCUCCGCUGUGUCCUCUGUCACUCCGGUGACACUGUCCUGGGACUUUGGUGACCUUUCAUCUCGGGUCAACACUACAGGAACAGGGGUCACCACAGCAACUCACAAAUACGGACUUCCGGGACACUACGCGGUCAGUUUGAUGGCCUGGGCUGGACACAAGGAGUUCUCUGCACGCGGAGACGUGACCGUGACACUUCCUCCCAAGCUGGAGCUGCACUGUCCAGCUCUUGCUGUAGCCAAUAAGAGCCUAGAGUUCACACUCAUCAGCUGGGGUGCUGUAGGCGUGGAUGUAGACUGGAACAUUUCAAAGGAUGGGGUCCAAGUUGCCAAAGCCUCCCCUUACUGUCCAAAGGACGGGGUGUACCACGCCGACUCCUCACGCUGUUUCCAGAUCGUUCCAGGGGAGUUGAGUUGGACAGAUGCUCGACAGCAGUGUUUAGAUCGCAGCGGGGAUCUGGCAAUAGUCAGGAGUGACGCGCUGCGUAACCUGCUGGCACCCAGAGUCACACAGGAGCGAGGCGUGUGGCUGGGCUUGAGUGAUGUCGACUCUCCAGGCAAGCUGCGCUGGGUGAACGGCUCAGAGGCACAGGAGGGAGAGGAAGGCCCGCCGCCUCGGUCCCCGAUCUCCCGUGGAAAUGUGUGCGUGUCUCUCGAUCAGCGCGCUCAGACCAGUUCACACCCAUGCAAUGCCAAGCGGGCCUAUGUCUGCCAGUACAGCCCCCAAGUGCGUGUUCCAGACGCAGGGAUUUACACCGCGGGCAUGGCUGUGUUUCCAUCCCAUAAUCAUUUGCACCGUGCCCCAAUCUCUCAGCUGUCUGCCCCACAACCUUCUAGCGGCGGCAUAGAGGUGCUGCUGUUCCCAGCUCUGAGCUUUGUUCAGGCAGGUCGUCUGUCCUCCCUAGAGUUUGUCACUCAAGAGCUCAGCUCACAAAUCCACGUCCGAUUCCAGACCUACAGACCUCACUGUCAUUAUCCCGACCUGCACCUGCUGCUGCCUGGUUGUGGAGGUCCAGCGUGUGCCCCAGUGGCUGUUUGUGUCCCCAAUGACACCAGGAGCGAUGAUCCACCCUCUUGUCCCCGACUAGAGCAGUGGUGUCCCUUCCAACACCGGUGCCUUCCUCUCUCUAGUCCCUGCCAGGCAUCUUCCUGUCCUAACUGCACCCAGGCUCACCGCCUGCCCUCUGGGGCUCUGAGGCCCAGAUACACCCUGCAGAAUGAGGUGGUCUUCACUCUACCAGCAGGUCCAGCUGCACACAUACUGGUACAAGAACAACUGGAGGACCUCCUGGUUUCCCGUGGCGAUGUCAUUGCCCUGCAGCAUGAUGCUGGCCCCGCUUCCCUCCUCCGCUGCCAGUCUUCCCCACACUCACCUUGGCGACAACCUGUCUUAGCCCUCAACCAGUCGGAGUGGUUCUGGAUCAACAGCACCGGACAGGCAACUGACACCUCAGCUGACCAUGACGCUGAUCCUCUGCCUGACCCGGAGCUUGAUGUGAAGGCGCUGGUGGAGGAUGGUGAGGGAAGCUGGCUGGAGGAUGUAGCUUGCCCCAUCAGAGUGCUCUAUGUGGGACACAGUCAGACUCAGCUGCAGGGAGCUCAGCUGUCUGCUGGUCUUCCCCAGCCUGGACUCUAUAGCCUCCUGGUGACUUCAGCUGAGCCAUCAUACCCAGCUUCAGCAUCAUGCCCAUUGCGAGUGGUGCCUCCUCUGGGCUUGACGAUCCUCCACCCCCCUCCCCAAAAUGGCACCCUCUACCUGCAGCCUAAUGACACCCAGCUACUGCUCCGCGUCCAGUCUCGCUACUUGACAAAGGCCUCUCGGCGUGGCAGUAAUCACAGUGUGACCUUCCAGCCUGACUGUCCGGAGGAAUUCUCUUCCAACCCAGGGCUCUGUCAGCCUGGGCCAAGCUCAGGGUCAGGGGUCGAGGUUGCAGAGCCCAGCCUGUAUGCGAUGAUGGAUCUGAGCCUGCAAACAGAGGAGCAGAGGAGUCCAGUGCAGCUGGAGCUGGAGGCCAGUAAUAAUGUGACGGAGGCCAGCCUGUCUGUGGUUGUUCACCUGGAAGAGCCGCUCAAAGGACUUAUGGUGAAGCCGCACCCUGCACACAGGGUGCUGAUGGAGUCAGUGGUGAGCUACACAGCAUCAGUGCUCGAAGGCACCAGUCCCACAUUUAAAUGGACAGUGGAUGACAAGCCGUACUUCACCUAUUACAACACUGUCCUCAACGUCAUCUACCAGCAUGCUGCUGUCUACAAACUCACAGUGACAGCCAUGAACCAUGUCAGCAGCCUCACAGAGCACUUCAACGUGACCGUGGACCGGCUGCAGCCCAUGGCCAACCUUACAGUAAAUGGUGUGCCAGAUGUGGUCCCUCAGGGCUCCACUCAGACUCUCACCACCUCUGUGCUCGUCGACAUGUCUGUGGCUGCCACCUUCCGAUGGUCUUUUGGUGACGGCGGAUAUAAGGAAUUUGAAUACAAGCCUCCCUACGCCCCUUCCCUCCUCUUCCCAGACUCCCCCAAUCAGGUCCUUCUAAGCAACAACGUCACCUAUAUUUACUCUCAGCCAGGAAUAUACACAGCGCUGGUGUCAGUGUCCAAUCGAUAUGAGAACAUCAGCCAGAGCAUCAACAUGAGUGUCUACAGCAUCCUGACACGCGUUGACAUACAAACAGAACCACAGCUCCUCCUCAAGGGCAAAUCAGCCGAUUUUGAGGCUCACCCCCUGCCGUCACCCUAUGGCAUUCACUAUGAUUGGCACUUUGGAGAUGACUCAGCCCUGCUACAAGGUCGCCGCGUGGUACACACCUAUGCACAGAGUGGCGUCUUUAAUGUCUGUGUAUCAGUAAACAACACCAUCAGCUCUAUGGAGGCUUGUGCCGAGAUGUUUGUAUAUGAAGAGAUUGAAGAUUUAACAGCUGGAAGCUCCUCUCCCACAGAGCUGCACAGUCCUACGACAGUAUGGGCACGGCUUGCCUCAGGCAAUAACAUCACAUGGACAUUCUCCAUGGGAGAUGGGACCAUCAACAUAACAUCUGAACCUCAAGUGUCACACAGAUAUGUCAAAGAGGGCAACUACACAGUGAAUGUGACGGCCUCGAAUGCUGUGAGCUCUGGCUGGACAAUCCUCCCAGUGCAGGUGUUUGUCUUUCAAGUUGUGAGGAUGGAGCCAUCCGGGUGUGUCCAAGAGCGGACCCCUGUCAACUUUCAUGCCUGGGUGUCUGGUAAUGCAUCGGCUCAUCUUUAUGAAUGGUGCUUCGGGGAUGGAAGCACCAAUGAAACACACCACGGCAACCCCAGAGUGUCGCACACUUACUCGAUAAGCGGCAGUUAUCACCUGUCUCUGCUGCUUUCCAGUGGUGUGAACAAAGCCCCCAAGCCCAACUUCUUCAAGUUGGUGUGUGUGCAACCAGCUUUAACCAACAUCAGCCUCACCCUUGAGAAAUCACACUACGCUGUUGGGGAGGAGAUCCGGUUCCAGGCCAGAGCUGAGCCACAAUUUAACUACAGCUAUCAGUGGGACUUUGGUAGAGAGGAACACCUUGUGCCCAUCAGUGGUUCUGGGAAUAUCGUGACAACAUUUAAAAACCCAGGUCAUUACAAUGUGACAGUCACUGUCUUCAAUAACAUCUCCACCAGCAACACCAGUGUUGCGAUUGAGGUUUUUAUGCCAGUAGGUCCGAUUGUUAUUCAACAUAAUGGCACUAAAUACAACAACCUGACCCUCAGAGCACCGUACACUUUCACAACAUCUUCCACGGCUUCCGAUGCCACUUACAUCUGGAACUUUGGAGAUGGAAUUGUGCUUACUGGCCAGAAUAUCCUCCACACCUACAACACUUCUGGAAACUACAAUAUCACACUGACAGCAGCCAACACAGUUAGCAGGAAUCACACCUCUUUACCUGUCGCUGUGCUUGCACCAAUCAGUGGACUGACCGUCAAUGCCAGCUUGGUAAAUGUCCCCCUCAAUGCCUCGGUCCACUUUGAGGCCCAUAUGGACGAGGGAGAUGAUGUCCGGUACUCUUGGAUCUUGUGCGACCGCUGCACUCCAAUUCCAAGGACCAACACCAUGUUUUACACCUUCCGCUCAGUCGGCACUUUUAACAUCAUUGUGACAGCAGAGAACGAUGUGGGGACGGCACAAGCCAGUAUCUUCCUGUAUGUCCAGCGGGAGCUGGAGGGGCUGCAGAUUUUAACAGAGGAGGACAUCGGAGGAGGUGAAGGCACAGCAUUGGACAGUUGCUGCUUUGCUACGAAUCGUGUUCUCCACCUUCAUGCAGGAUUAAAGGAAGGAACAAACAUGACGUUCACAUGGAACCUUAUCAAAGAGCCAGACAACCUCAGCUCAAGCUACAACAUGAGCGGGAAGACGGUGCCAGUGAAUUAUUCCAUUCCAGGCCCAUGUGACAUCUCUCUCCGGGCAGCCAACCUCCUGGGCCAGCUGUCCAUCAAUAAAACCAUCCUCUUCCUGGAACCAGCUGGAGGGGUUUACCUGCAGAUCAGCAACAACCCAGUUGCAGUCAAUGCUUCAACUAACCUGACAGUAUUAAGUGCUGAAGGUACGAACCUGCAGUACCGCUGGUCUGUGAAUGAGGAUGUUCUGCCGUGGACAGAGCCCUGGAAGACUCACACCUUCAUCAGUCCUGGCCUAAAGCUGGUUACUGUGGAGGUCUUCAAUCAAGUUAGCUCAGAGGUUGUUUCAGAGAUUGUCAGUGUCCAGGAAGUCAUUUCUGGGCUAAAUUUCACAGCUACCAAUGUAACAGAGCAGGGUUACGUAGCAACAGGCGUCGUUGUCUCACUCCAGGGGGAGGCACUGAGAGGGACCAAUGUGACGUGGACAUGGCUGUUUAAAGGAAGAACAGAAACAGGAAGGAAAACUUCUUUGAUUUUCCAGGAGCCGAAAACAGCCGUCGUUACUCUGAAUGCGACCAAUGACGUCAGUGGUCAAGUGUUUUCCAGAGAGUUCUUUGUUCAGGACAAGAUUCAGGGUUUAGAACUGAGGGCAAGUCAGAAGAUUGCAGCAGUCGGCGAGAAGGUGGAGUUCACCAUAACUAUGGCAGCGGGCUCGGACGUUCACCUCAUACUCAGCAUCAGUGGAGAUGCCACUGUCAUACCUGAACUCAACCAUACCUACGUCCACACAUUCAGCAGGGUGGAUACGUACAUGGUGAAUCUCACUGCUCACAACCAGGUGAGUUUCAAGAGGCGACACCUCCAGGUGGAGGUCAUGGAGCCAGUGCGUGGACUCUCCAUCGAUGGAACCAGCGCAGCAAUCCCUGUAGGCGUGAAGAGAUUGUUCGUAGCCAACAUCGUGACGGGCAAACCAGUUCAUUUCCUGUGGACUUUUGAUCUGCACCACUCCCACAAGGCGCCGCAUAUGGGCAAAGAGGUUUUCUACACGCCAGAAGAACCGGGUUUAUUGACAAUCUACCUGAAGGCCUUCAACGCACUGCACGCUCAGAACAUCACCAAGCACAUCCGGGUGCAGAACCUGCUGACAGGGGCCGUCCUGUAUGCAGCGCCUCGGGACACUUUCAUUAAUAAGACAGUGACCCUGAUGGCCAGUGUUACACCCCGAUCCAAUCCUGUGGAGUGCUUGUGGGACUUUGGUGACGGCUCUACUCAAGUUCACACAAACACCACAACUGUGGGUUAUGAGUACAGUCACCCAGGACACUACCUGGUCCAAGUGAACUGUAGUAACCUAGUGAGCUGGAUCUUGGCCCAGGUGGAGGUAAACAUCAGUGUAUUGGAGUGUGAGGAGCCAGAAGUGCAUGUGGUUCAAGCCCCCCGUCUCGCCAUCUGGCGCUACCAGCCCACUCUGGUGGAGGCCAGUGUGGACCUGAAAGGCUGCCUACGCUACGGAGCUCAGUAUCUCUGGCAGAUACUCUCAACGCCCUCCUGUGAUAAUGACAAAGACUCCCGUGUUGCCUCUGGGGUGGCGAAUCAGCCCUCUCAGUCUGUGCUCGUCCCAGUAGUUCGCCUGCCGAUGGAGGUGGAUGUGCGGCGGCUGCAGCUGUCGUUACCUAAGAUGACUCUGGCAGCGGGGAACUACACCCUGGUGUUUUCUCUGUCCUAUGAAGGCGUGCCGCUCAGGAAGGCUGCCUGUCUGCACCUCAGUGUCAUGGCUACCAGGCUGAUGCCCAUCAUAGAAGGGGGCACCUACAGGGUAUGGUCGAGGACUCAGGACCUGCAGCUCAAUGCGGAGCAGUCCUACGACCCCAACAUGGACCCAGACAGCCAGUCACUGCUCCACUACUACUGGGAGUGUCAAAACACUUCAAAGGGCGCAGAGCACUGCUCCACUCUGAACUUCGGCCUGGGCACCAGCGAUCCGGUGCUGGGGAUCUCCGGCUCCGAGCUGGAGGCCGGCGUCAACUACACUUUCAAACUGACCAUCAGCAAAGACGGCAUGCCACCAGAGUCCACCACGCAGACUGUGCUUGUACAGAGUGGCCAUAUUCCCAUGGUGUAUCUGGAGUGCGUCUCCUGUAAGGCCCAGUCCAUCUACGAGGUCAGCCAGAACUCGUAUGUCUACCUCAGAGGAACCUGCACCAACUGCCAGGGCUUUCACCGUGGGCGCUGGAGUGCCAGGACACUGCAGAACGAGAUUCUGGUCCUGGACUCCUCCUCCACCACCACAGGGAGUGACGGCAUGAACCUGGUGCUGCGGAAGGGUGUCCUGCGCCACGAAGACUCCUACGUCUUCACCUUGCACGUGACCGAUGGCAGUCUGGAUGGGGACGGCGUCGCCUCCAUCACUCUGCACCACAAUAUGCCCCCUGCUGGCGGGGAGUGUCACCUGAGAGGGGGAGGGGACGCGGGAGUGGAGUACGGGGACGUCGACGGCGAAGUCUGGAGGUUACGCACACUGUUGGACAGGGUGCACUUCAACUGCUCAGGUUACAGUGAUUUAGGGGUCUCAGAGACUCCUUUGCUCUACAGUUUGCUGGUGCUGCGCUGCAGAGAAGACCUCUGUGAGGACUUCUGUGUGUACAAAGGCAGCAGCCCAGAGCACUCUGCCUUCCUGCCCCCAGGCUUCAGCUCAGCCCAUAACCGUGUAGCCGUAUCCAUUACAGUGGAGGACCACCAGGGAGCUGCCAUCACUGCCCUCAACAAGUCCAUCGAAGUUGUGCUGCCAGAUCCGCCCCCUGAGUACAACAGCCUUCCCCACUGGCUGUCUGAGCUGACAGACAGCAAACUCAAAAAGCUGCUUGAGCAGGGAGACUCCCAGAGGGUCCGAGAGUUAUCGUUGGCUCUGAUUACAGUCCUGAAUGAGUAUGAGCAGACCAGGCGGCCGGUGUCCCGAGAGGAGCGCAGUUACCGAGUCAGAGUCCGCAGCAACAUCACCAGGGCUCUGACCGCUCUAGACCUGACCACCGUUAACGACAUCAAGCAGACCUCCGCUGCUUUGGCUCAGUGCACGGCGGUGAGUCGAGAGUUCAUCUGUGAGGAGUGUCAGAACAGCACUCUGAACAAACUUGAGUCCAUGCUUGAGAUACUGCAAACUGACACCAAGCAGGGCACCGUCACUCCGACUGAGAUAGCUGACAACAUCCUGAACAUCAUGGGUGAUCUGAUCCAUCAGGUCAGCCAGUCAACAUCCCAGUCGUACCUACAGCCUGCCUACUUGGAUUCCCCCUCACCUCCCUCUGCCUCCUCUUUUGCCUCCUCCGGUGAGGACCAAGUAGGCACCCUGUUCGACCCGUCUCCUUCCUCUCUGGAACCACACCCUCUGCGAGUGGCGGCUAAGGCAUACAGCCUGUCCUCCGUGCUCAUGCUGAUCCUCAUGCACGCCCGGGUGCUCAACGAGGAGCCGCUUGUGCUGAGGGGAGCUGAGAUCGCGGCCACAGGAAAACUGGCGGACCCCCAGAGCCUCCUCUGCUACCAUGGCAACAACAGUCCAGAGUGCCAGCGAUUCUCCAUCCCCAGGGCAUUUAACUACAGUCUUGGCAGAGCUGCUGCAGGAAACAGCAUUAUGCAGCUGCUCUUUCAGGUUGAGUCCAACCCCUUCCCCUUCAACUACGUGGCAAACUACACCGUCUCUACUGAGGUAGCAUCCAUGGAGUUCCGCACUGAAAAUGGCACCCAGAUUCCCAUCUCUGGACUGGACGAUAGUCUCGCCAUCACCGUUGCCGUCAACAAUGGAAGUAGUGGAGCAGAAGCAGGUCCUGAGGGUCCUGGCACUGGAGGGGUCCCCACAGCUGGAGCGAUUAACAUCAGCCACUGUGACUCCGUCAUCGUCAGUGUCAGCACGGGAAACACCAACAGACAGGCAGGGCUGUUUGUGCAGCUCAACUUCACCUCUCCGGAGGAUGCCAAGCAGAAGUAUAAAAGAGAAGGGGACGUGGAGGAGCCAUACAUCACAGCCUACCUUCAUUCACAUGACAAACCCAAUGAGUUCAACUGCACAGACAAGAAACGCAUCACACUCAGUAUGACCACGGGGCAAGAUCUCGAUCACAGGAAAUACACCUUCUUCCUGUCGCCAGAGUCGUACGACACCACUCUGGACUACUUUAUCAACGUGAGCACACCCUGCAGCCCCAGCUCUCAGCCUGUAGGUGUUCAUCUAGAGGUCGGCGUGUUUGCCUCUCUGUGUCAGUACUUCAGUGAGAGUGAGAAGCAGUGGCGCACAGAUGGCAUGGUGCCCCUGGCAGAAACCAACGCCAGCAGAGCUGUUUGUCGCACCAGACACCUCACAGCCUUUGCUGCAGGCCUGUUUGUACCAGCCAACGCCAUCACCUUUAAAGUGCCAGAGCGUUCUGGUGCACCGAACCUGGUUGUGCUGUUGGUGUGUGUAUUGGGCGUACUGAGCUAUGUUGUGGCAGCAGCCAUUUUGCACAAGUUGGACCAGCUGGAUCUCCGCCGGGCUGGUGUGGUUCCACUGUGUGGCCGAGACGGACUCUUCAAGUAUGAGGUCCAGGUCAAGACUGGCUGGAGCCGAGGGGCAGGCACCACGGCUCAUGUAGGAAUCAGUUUGUACGGACGUGAGAGCCGCAGCGGACACCGCCAUCUCGACAGCAGAGGAGCUUUCACACGCAACGCUCUCGACAUCUUUCAUAUUGCCACGGAUACCAGCCUGGGCAGUGUCUGGAAAAUACGAAUUUGGCAUGACAACAAGGGUCUGUCCCCAGCAUGGAUGCUGCAGUACGUCUUGGUCAAAGACUUGCAGACAGGGAGCAGCUACUACUUCCUGGUUGAGGAGUGGCUGUCAGUGGACAAUGAGAGGACUGAUGGACGGGUAGAGAUUGAGGUGGAGGCCUCAGAGGAGGCCGUGCUUCGUCAGUUGCCCCGCAGACUGCGAUGUGAGCUGCAGCGGGCGCUUUGUGAGAGUCACCUGUGGCUAUCGCUGUGGGAGAGACCCCCCCGCAGCCCGUUCACCCGCCUGCAGAGAGCCACGUGCUGCGCUCUGUUACUGCAGCUCUUUAUAUUUGCCAACACACUGUGGUACGGCAUUGUGGUGGACAAAAGAUACAGCCCACAGCCUGUGUCAAGGUAUUCUUCACUGAAUGGCGAGACAGUGGCAGCAGGCAUGGUGACUUGUCUGAUUGUCUACCCUCUCUACCUGCUUGUCUUCACGCUCUUUAGAAUGAGCCGCAGCAAGUGCGUCUCCGUGGAGCAGGUGCCACCGCAAGUGGAUCAGGAGUCGGUGGAGAUUGACGACUUCCUGGACGACUCCAUGGCUGGAAGUUCUUUCCUCUUUUUUAAUGGCGAGACCAACUCAGAAGAAACCAAUGUGGAUUUGCCCACUCCAUCAACCAAAAGUGGGGAAAGUUGGUGCAUGGCAGAGGAGGAGCUGGAGGACAGGGACUGGCCGGAGCUGUUGAGUGAUGUGUCUGUGGUGGGAGGGGCGGGCCACGGGGCAGGGCUGCCCAGGCUGAAGAGGGGUCAGGGGAGCAGGCACCUGGGUGUCGACAUGAACUUUAACCCUGAGGACGAGGAGGGGACUGAACAACGCAACAAAUACUUCACCUCCUCAGACGAGGAUCUGAUCAAACACAUCCUGGCAGAUGGACAGAACUUUUUUCCUCAGGCAGAUGAAAGUGAGAUGGCUGACCUGUCGAGCAUUUUAGGAGAUAAGACUGAAGUGAUUCUCCUCCAGAAGCUGAAUGAGCCUCUCCCUCUGGAAUCUGUGAGAAGAGACCCACCAAAAACUGCUUUCACCUCAAAUACAGUUGUGACAGACGUGUGUCGUCCGAGACGGUUUCCUCCCUGGUGUGGACGUGCAGCCCUGUGGAGCAGCUGGGCAGGGAUCGCUCUGGCCAAUGGGGUUUCUAUAUGGGCUGGUUACGGGUUCAGUGACAACAUGGCCAUGAUGUGGCUCAUCUCCUGUUUUGCCAGUUUCCUGUGUUCCUGCCUGCUGUUGGAGCCAAUCAAAGUGCUGUGUGAGGCAGUUUACUAUGUAGUGUGUGUGCUUCGCCUGCGUCCAGAGGACCAGGAUGUGCUGGUGGAGUUCCCCCGUGUGGAGAGAGUGGUCCAACGGGUCCCCAGGGUGAGACCGCCUCAGGGCUUCGCUCUGUCUCAGGCUCGACACCAGGCCCGCAAAGUCCACAUGCUGCACACCAUGCUGAAGAAUUUCCUGGUUUACAUGUUUUUCCUGUUGGUGGUUUUGCUUCUCAACUACUCGGACUCGGCCAAAGACACACACAGCUUGAGACUGCGCACUCAGCUGCAGCGAGCACUACACACACCUGAGUACCACAACAUCAGCAGGCUAAAAAGCAGGACUCAAGAUUAA